Messenger RNA from Symbiodinium sp. CCMP2592, 1935 nucleotides. Lineage: Eukaryota; Dinophyceae; Suessiales; Symbiodiniaceae. The record is from the annotation of a GenBank genome assembly.
AUGUUUGCACCUGUGCACACCAAGCUCGCAUCGCCUUUCUCACGGGUGCCAGAUGCCACGCACAUCAUUUUGAUUGCUCCCCGUGCUUCUGGAAGAGCAAACCCAGUGGUUUGGCUGCUUUGUACGAGAGCUUACAGCGACUACUCUCUGGAUCACCUCAUCAUGAGUCUUAGCCGGCGCGGGGCUGUUCGAUGGGAUUGUGCGCAGUGCCUUCACCUCGCAGCCGGUAGUUUAGGCCAGGGAUCCCACGUGACGGUUUUUGGAGGCAUGUCACUCCUCCCAUUGCACGAAGAGCACCGUGUGGUUGUCGCUUCGAAAGCAGACGUGCUGAAUAUGAGCAAAGUCCACAACUUCGAGCGGGAGGCUGUCAAGAUUUGGGACAAGCUCGACUCGGCGAUGGUCCGUCGAGAAGUGGGCUUCCUGCAGCAGUCAGCAGGUCAUCCAAACAUCUCAGCCCUUUUGGGUGUCUACGCAGAGGCACAGAAGUCCAGUGUAACGUGGCUGCUUGCGAUGGAGCAUUGCGCUGAAGGUGAUCUCUUCAACAUCAUGAAGGCAAAGUCUUUGCCGGUGGGGCUCAUUCUUGGAAUUCAAGCUGGCUUGUCAUCAGCAUUGACACAUUUGCACUACUUGCACAUCGUCCACCGAGAUGUUAAAGCAGAGAACGUGGUCAUGCACAAGGAUCGCGCAGUGCUCAUUGACUUUGGCAUUGCCGCAUACCGCAAUGACCGGCAAGCCAUGUUCCAAUCCGUUGGAUCGCCAGGCUAUGCCGCCCCAGAGAUGAUAGCUCCCAUCAUGCUGUGCUAUGACGAGCUUGUGGACGUCUUUGCCCUGGGAGUCCUGAGUUACUUCAUGAUGUUUCGAGCUCUGCCAUUCAGGGGAAACACUCACGCUGAGACGCUCGAGAAGACCCGGAACUGCCAGGUGGAGAUUCCCGAUUUGAACGACGACGGAUUGCGUCCAGUUCUAUCUUUGGUGCUGAGGAUGAUGUCCAAGGAAGCAAUUGAUCGGCCAAGGGCCAUGGUUUGCUUCAAGGAGCUUACUAUCCUGGAAUCUCUUGUGACGGAGGGCGGCAAGUCUCGGGCAGUCAGGAUUGCACAUGCGGCCCUGAUGCACUAUGGAUACCUAGAUACACCUGGAGAGUGUUGCCUGGAAGAGUUCUGCGGAAAAGCUGAGCAGGACACAUCCGAGGAGGCUUUGCCACGCGCUGGAGCUGCUGGCUCCUUGACGGCGAGAGCUGGUCGUAUAUUGACUUCGGCGAGGAUGCGGAUCCGGACCAUGCCUGCGCCGUUACCGCCAAGGGUCAGGCAAACAGUGUCCAAAGCUCUUCGGAGCAUGUGUCGCUCAUCCAACACAAAAGUUUCAAAAGCUCCGCGGGAGCCGGAGAACGGGACGGAUUUCCAUUGCCCUUCUCGUGCAUUUGGCUUGCCGCCUAGCGGGGAUGCAGAAGCAGAUCCGGCAGAAUCGAUUGGAGCUCCUCAGAAAGCCAAGGACGCGCUCCCCGGCAAGGUGGUCUCCAACUCUUCGAAUCUGGCCGAAGAAGCGGUGAAGCAUGGAGGAGGCACAGCGGCGAUUGCCGGCUGCAGAUCGACAGUAAUCGUGACUGACACCCAGAAUGAUCAAGAGAGCAAGCAGGAGCAUGCCGAUAUUCUGCUUGACUUUCCUCUUUCAGCAAGAGUUGGCAAGCUCCCUUUGCACGAGGACCUCGAUGACAUGUUUUCGGAUCACCCGCUCCCACUCGUAGCUACUCGUAGACUCCAGGAUCAUGGCCGUGCAUCACCAGAUUGUCCAGUAGCAGUGGGUGCAUCAUGGCAUCAUCCGUCCGCAGGCCAUGAUGCAAUCAAUGCACAGAAAAUGUUCAACGAGCCGCAAGAGGUGCUACCAAGAGAAGCAGAUCCCUUCGAGUUUGCGCCUAUAGUCAGUGGCGACCUUGAGUGA